Suillus fuscotomentosus is the source of this 774-nucleotide messenger RNA. RefSeq lists its product as uncharacterized. The coding region runs from base 1 to 774 and encodes 257 amino acids. The record is from RefSeq and is a predicted model, not a curated record. Lineage: Eukaryota; Fungi; Basidiomycota; Agaricomycetes; Boletales; Suillaceae. The transcript has a single exon.
AUGGAUGUCAACAACUCAACGGUCACAGGAAACAUUCAGGCAAUUGAGAGAUUGAUGGUGCAAGGUGGUGUCUUUGAUCCAGCGGAAGUGGAGGAUGGCGAGUCGCCUGAUGUUACAGAGUAUGUGGUGCUUGUCCAUGGAGAUCUGGGCAUGGGCGAAUGCAUCGCGUCUAUGCAGCAGCAUUGGUCCAUCGAAACAACUCCAUGGUGGCGAUUCCAACACAUAGUCUUUGUGCCUGGCUUGUUCCACUUGAAAAUGGCAGCUGCAGAUGCAAUAUGGAGGGCAUUAAUCCAGCCAAUGUCAGCGCAUCAGGACCAGACGAGUCUGAUGCAUGAUAUUGCACAGCUACGGCCACGUGAAACAGGGAUUUUCAGAUCCAAGCCUGGGUUCUGGAUGAUGCACCAGCUCAUUGGCCAUGAUGGGAUCUGUCGGCAUUUGGAUUGUUGGCGGAUAGAAGUUGAAAAAAUGAACAAUGCUCACAAAACGCUCGACGACUUUGCCAUUUUAAAACCGAGCCUAGAGGAACUAAAGGAGAUUGCCAACAGACUCACUCGAGAAUAUAUUGCUACUUACAGGCUAACACGAGUUCGUCGGCAGCCUGAUCAACGACGAGAUAAACAGUACGAGAACAACUUGUUGAUUAACAAGUAUUUUCUACUGUAUGAGGAGCUAUCCUAUGUGAUGAACAUCGGAGACAUUGCGCAUGUUGAAACCUGCAUCAUUGCAUGGACAUUAAUAUUCAAGGCAACAGGCAAACAUAAAUAUGCCACAUGA